UUUUUCCGGUUUUCUGUUUUUCUAAACCCUGACAAAGAAAACUAAACCCUAGUUUUAUUGAACCACAGAGGAAGCUAAAGUCUAUCAGAAAAAUGGGAAAAAGAGACAAACAACAAUCACAACCAUCGUCCAACGACCUUCUUGAAACCCUAGGUGACUUCACAAGUAAAGAAAACUGGGACAAAUUUUUCACUAUUCGUGGCGCCGAUGACUCCUUCGAAUGGUACGCAGAGUGGCCUCAGCUCCGACAACCUCUUCUCUCCCUUUUCGCCAAUGACGAUUCUCCGGUGCAAAUUCUGGUGCCUGGUUGCGGAAAUUCGAGAUUAUCGGAGAAUUUGUACGAUUUAGGGUUUAAGGAUAUUACGAAUAUUGAUUUCUCGAAAGUUGUGAUUUCUGAUAUGUUGAGAAGGAAUGUUAGAGACCGGCCUGGUAUGCGGUGGCGUGUUAUGGACAUGACUGACAUGCAGUUUGCAGAUGAGACAUUCGAUGUUGUUCUUGAUAAAGGUGGAUUGGAUGCUUUAAUGGAGCCAGAACUUGGGCCUAAAUUAGGGACCAAAUAUUUAUCUGAGGUGCAAAGAGUUCUGAAAUUUGGCGGGAAAUUCAUUUGUCUAACACUAGCUGAAUCUCAUGUUCUAGGUUUGCUUUUCUCUAAGUUUCGCUUUGGGUGGAAAUUGAAUAUUCAUGCUAUUCCUUGGAACCUGGCUAGCAAGCCUAGCCUUCGUACUUUUAUGGUGGCUGCUGAGAAAGGAAAUUUGAGUGAUUUGCACCUCAUAAUGUCAUCCUUCGAUCAUUAUACUGUCGGUUGCAGUGGAAACCAGGCCGCCAGUCUGCAUGAAGCUCUUGAAAAUGAGAAUCGGAUUCGUAAAGAAUAUUCCAGUGGUUCUGAUAUAUUGUACUCUCUUGAAGAUCUGCGAUUAGGAGCUAAAGGGGACUUGACAAAGCUUAGCCAAGGUCGUCGGAUUCAGCUUACUUUGGGUGGGCAAGGAGGCUCUCGUUUCACUUACAAAGCUGUGCUUCUUGAUGCAAAGGAAAAUUCUGCCCCAUUCUCAUUUCAUUGUGGCAUUUUCAUUGUGCCUAAGACCCGAGCUCAUGAAUGGCUGUUCUGUUCGGAAGAAGGACAAUGGAUGGUUGUUGAAAGCUCACAAGCAGCUCGCCUAAUUAUGGUUAUACUGGACAGCAGUCACACUAGUUCUACGAUGGAUGAUAUUCAGAAGGAUUUAUCUCCUCUGGUUAAACAGUUGGCACCUGGGGAAGGUGACAAUGGAGCACAGAUACCUUUCAUGAUGGCAGGUGAUGGGAUCAAACAAAGAAAUGUUGUCCACGAGGUUACAUCUUCAUUAACUGGUUCAAUUAUUGUUGAAGAUGUGGUUUAUGAAGAUGUUGAUGAUGAUGUCAGUUGCCUUUUGCCAUCCAAAGAUUUGAUAUUCCGGCGCCUUGUCUUUCAACGAACUGAGGGCUUGGUGCAAUCUGAAGGUCUUCUUAAAAGGGAUGAAUUCUGCAACAAAAUAUCCGGAAUAGACAAGAAGAAAAAGACCUCAUCUUCCAAAUCCAAGAAAAGGGGAAAUAAAAAACAAAAUGAUGAAUCAAGCAACCAGCUGAAGGUUUAUCAUGACUAUUUGGCUAGUUCUUAUCAUACAGGGAUCAUUUCUGGCUUUAUGUUGAUUUCUUCUUAUUUGGAAAGUGUGGAAUCGGCUGGGAAUACAGUUAACACAGUUGUAGUAGGUCUUGGAGCUGGUUUGCUUCCUAUGUUUCUCCAUGGAUGUUUGCCUUUCUUGCACCUUGAGGUGGUGGAGUUAGAUCCUGUGGUACUUGCUCUUGCAAAGGACUACUUUGGUUUUAUUGAAGACAAACACUUGAAGGUGCAUAUUACUGAUGGGAUUAGGUUUGUUAGAGAGGUGAAAAAUUAUGCACCAGCUGAUAGAAAUGAGGUUGCUUCUGGCAGUUCGAAGCCUUGUCAAAACCAUGCAGAGGGCAGCAGUAGUCCAGGGAUUGAUGUACUUAUAAUUGAUGUGGACUCUUCAGACUCAAGCUCUGGAAUGACUUGCCCAGCUGCAGAUUUUGUGGAAGAGUCUUUCCUUCUGACUGUAAAAGAUUCUCUUUCUGAGAAAGGUCUCUUUGUUGUAAAUUUGGUGUCGAGGUCCUCAGCUAUUAAAGAUAUGGUUAUUUCAAGGAUGAAAACGGUCUUCAGUCACCUCUUCAGCCUUCAGCUUGAGGAAGAUGUCAAUAUGGUCCUUUUUGGUCUCUGUUCAGAAUCUUGUAUGAAGGAGGAUUCCUUCCCUGAGGCUGCCCUCCAGCUUGAGAAAUUAUUGAAAUUCAAGCACCCAGAAAUAGGCCAAAAAGUUAUAGAUACCACAAAGAAGAUCAAGUGUCUGAAAUGAAAAUUAUCAGUGGAUGCCCCCAAGUAAAAACUUGUGCUGUAGCUUGUAAAGACAAAACGAGGAUUUAUUAAAGUUUGCUGUAACUUACCUGUUCAUCUUUUUCCUUUUGUACUGUACUGCUGUCUUCAUUGAUAAUUCUGAUCUGAGAAGACCUCGCUUAACAACGCCUAAUACGAGUUUUGAUAAGAUUUUGAUGAAAA
Ricinus communis (castor bean) is the source of this 2578-nucleotide messenger RNA. RefSeq names its product eEF1A lysine and N-terminal methyltransferase. Gene Ontology annotation, molecular function: S-adenosylmethionine-dependent methyltransferase activity. The transcript has 16 exons. Lineage: Eukaryota; Viridiplantae; Streptophyta; Magnoliopsida; Malpighiales; Euphorbiaceae. The record is from RefSeq and is a predicted model, not a curated record. The coding region runs from base 93 to 2378 and encodes 761 amino acids.